Messenger RNA from Lampris incognitus (smalleye Pacific opah), 3359 nucleotides. It is a transcript of the gene psmd2, whose product is annotated as proteasome 26S subunit ubiquitin receptor, non-ATPase 2. Gene Ontology annotation, cellular component: proteasome regulatory particle, base subcomplex; nucleus; proteasome complex. Gene Ontology annotation, biological process: regulation of protein catabolic process; proteasome-mediated ubiquitin-dependent protein catabolic process. NCBI's taxonomy places the organism in Eukaryota, Metazoa, Chordata, Actinopteri, Lampriformes, Lampridae. Bases 39 to 2747 code for a protein of 902 amino acids. The transcript is spliced from 21 exons. The record is from RefSeq and is a predicted model, not a curated record. Gene Ontology annotation, molecular function: enzyme regulator activity.
UCAUUCUGACUGAUAGUUAAGUUGGUACAAUCGCAAGCAUGGAGGAGGCAAAAAGCAAAGACAAAAAGCAAACUGAAAAGAUAGAGGAGAAGGAGAAAGACAAAGAAAAGGGGCAGCAGCCUGCGGGGAAGGAUAAGAAGGAAGAUCAAGAACUGUCUGAAGAAGAUAAGCAGUUGCAAGAAGAUUUGGAGUUGAUGGUAGAGAGAUUGAGUGAGAAGAACACAGCUCUGCACCGUGCUGCCCUGGAGGAGUUGCGCAGACAGAUCCGUUCCUCCACUACCUCCAUGACCUCAGUGCCCAAGCCCCUCAAAUUCCUGCGCCCACACUAUGCCAAACUCAAAGAGGUCUAUGAUUGCAUGGCUGUUGGUGAGAACAAGCGUUUUUGCGCUGACGUGGUGUCAGUACUGGCCAUGACCAUGAGUGGGGAGAGGGAAUGUCUGAAAUACCGUCUGCUGGGUUCCCAGGAAGAGCUUGCCUCUUGGGGUCAUGAAUACGUCAGGCAUCUGGCAGGCGAGGUUGCCAAAGAGUGGCAGGAGGUGGAGGAGAAUGACAAGACCCAGCAAGAGACCCUGCUGAAGCUGGUGAAGGAGAUUGUGCCUUACAACAUGGCACACAAUGCUGAACAUGAGGCCUGUGACCUGCUGAUGGAGAUAGAGAGGCUAGAUAUGCUGGAGGACUACAUUGAUGAGAAUGCCUAUGCCAAGGUCUGCCUUUACCUCACCAGCUGUGUGAGCUACGUUCCGGAGCCAGAGAAUUCUGCACUGCUGAAGUGUGCACUGAAUAUCUUCAGGAAAUUCAACCGGUACCCAGAGGCCCUGCGUCUGGCCCUGAUGCUCAAUGAUGUGGAGCUGGUGGAAAAUAUCUUCACAUCCUGCAAGGAUAUUGUUAUCCAAAAGGAGAUGGCCUUCAUGCUGGGUCGCCAUGGCAUGUUCCUGGAGCUCAACGAGGAUGUGGAGGACUAUGAAGACCUGACAGAGAUCAUGUCCAAUGUCCAGCUCAACAGCAAUUUUCUGGCCCUGGCGAGAGAGUUGGAUAUCAUGGAACCCAAAGUCCCUGAUGACAUCUACAAAACACACCUGGAAAAUAAUAGGUUUGGAGGCAGUGGCUCCCAGGUGGACUCCGCCCGCAUGAACUUGGCCUCCUCUUUUGUCAAUGGCUUUGUCAAUGCAGCCUUCGGCCAGGAUAAGCUGCUCACAGAUGACGGCAAUAAGUGGCUUUACAAGAACAAGGACCACGGCAUGUUGAGUGCUGCAGCCUCUCUGGGUAUGAUCCUGCUGUGGGAUGUGGAUGGUGGUCUGACCCAGAUUGACAAAUAUCUUUACUCCUCUGAAGACUAUAUUAAGUCUGGUGCUCUCUUGGCCUGUGGAAUUGUCAACUCUGGGGUGAGGAAUGAAUGUGACCCUGCCCUGGCCCUGCUAUCAGAUUAUGUUCUCCACAACAGCAACGUCAUGAGGAUAGGAGCCAUCUUUGGACUUGGCCUGGCAUAUGCUGGCUCUAACAGAGAGGAUGUACUGUCGUUGCUGAUCCCUGUAAUGGGAGACUCCAAAUCAAGCAUGGAGGUGGCUGGUGUGACGGCUCUGGCGUGCGGUAUGAUUGCUGUAGGGUCUUGUAAUGGCGAGGUGACCUCCACUAUCGUCCAUACCAUCAUUGAUAAGAGCGAGCAGGAGCUGAAAGACACAUAUGCUCGCUGGCUUCCACUGGGCCUCGGACUCAACCACCUGGGUAAAGGAGAGGCAAUUGAGACCACUCUGGCAGCUCUACAAGUUGUUCCUGAACCCUUCCGCAGCUUCGCCAACACAUUGGUGGACAUCUGUGCCUAUGCAGGCUCUGGCAAUGUGCUGAAGGUCCAGCAACUGCUCCACAUCUGCAGUGAACACUAUGAGGCCAAGGAGAAGGAAGACGACAAGGACAAGAAGGAUAAGAAGGACAAGGAGAAGAAGGAGACCCCUGCUGACAUGGGCUCCCACCAGGGUGUUGCUGUUCUUGGUAUUGCACUCAUUGCUAUGGGAGAGGAGAUUGGGUCAGAAAUGGCACUACGGACAUUCGGACAUCUGCUACGGUACGGAGAGCCAACCCUAAGAAGGGCUGUGCCCCUGGCCUUGGCUCUCAUAUCUGUGUCUAACCCUCGCCUCAACAUCCUUGACACACUCAGCAAGUUUUCCCAUGACGCUGACCCUGAAGUCUCUCACAACUCUAUCUUUGCCAUGGGCAUGGUGGGCAGUGGCACAAACAAUGCCCGUUUGGCUGCCAUGCUGCGACAAUUGGCACAGUACCAUGCCAAAGACCCCAACAACCUCUUCAUGGUGCGACUGGCUCAGGGUCUGACUCACCUGGGCAAAGGCACAUUGACGCUGUGUCCCUACCACAGCGACAGGCAGCUUAUGAGUCAAGUAGCCGUUGCCGGACUGCUCACCGUCCUUGUCUCCUUCCUCGACGUUAAAAACAUAAUCCUGGGGAAGUCUCAUUACGUUCUUUAUGGCCUGGUAGCAGCCAUGCAGCCACGUAUGCUGGUUACCUUCGAUGAGGAGCUCCGACCACUGCCUGUAUCUGUCAGAGUUGGACAGGCUGUUGAUGUAGUGGGCCAGGCAGGCAAACCAAAGGCCAUCACAGGUUUCCAGACCCACACCACACCUGUGUUGCUGGCCCAUGGAGAGAGGGCUGAGCUGGCCACAGAGGAGUACAUCCCUGUCACACCUAUUCUUGAGGGCUUUGUCAUCCUCCGCAAGAACCCCAACUACGAAACCUAGACUGACCACACCGCCUUCCCAAUGCCAUGCCCUCUUUUACUCUUGUGUUGCUGAACACUGGCCGCUCCCUGUGUUUGUAGGGGUAGCCCUCGAUGGCUCUUCUCAGUCCUUCCCUUUUGUAUUUUACUUGUUAUUCCAUGGCUAAAAAGAGCCAGGUAGGCCUACCCUUCUGCCUCUCUUGUCUGUGACCGAGCUCCAUCAGUCAUUAAAGAUGAAUGGCUGGGGUCUGGUUAAUUAGACUGGUAUGAAACAUGUGGGAUAGACUGGGGCCUCAUUCACUCUGCAUUGAUGGUUUUCUCUGCUCAUUUGGAUUUGUCCCAAAUCUCCCAAUUACUGAACCAACUGUUUUAUGCUGUGUGUAUCACUGAUAUGGGGCCAGCUCAAAAGAAGGAACUGUUCACAACCUUUUUGGGUAUAAACAGAAGAUAAAUAAGAAUUGCUCAGUCUACAUCAAUAUCUUUUCUGGUGUGUUUUUUUUUUCUUCCUCACAUCAAUUCUUUUUGUAAGUAGAGUGGGGGAAAGUGUCUUCAGUUUUUGUUUUCUUUAUUGUUACAAUACUGUAAAAGGUUUAAUAAAAAAAUAAAUACAUGUAGAUCAGUUGGAAUUAUGAUA